CAUCCAGCUUGCCACGUGCCAUGGAUAACCAUUUGUUUUUUCAUAGUUGACCACGCAUUUCGCCACACUACAAAUAUUCAUGAGUGGAUUUGUUUAAGAUGAAUGGAUAUGGUGCUGAUGAACACAAGAAGGAUUUGAACAUUUUCAGUCUUUAUGUGUAUACAUCAGCAGCCAGUUUUCUACUCUGUCUGACUUUAUUUUAUUUUGUGAGCCCAAGAUUCUCAGCACGGAUUUCCUCAGGAUACUGUGGGCUCAGUGUCACCAAAAAAACUGACUGGGACACAAGGAUUGGCUCAAAUUUGCAUGCAGUGGUUGUCAGCACAAUCAGUUUGUAUUGCUUCUUAUUUGAUCCAGAGACAACAUCCAAUCCUAUAAGAAAUGAUGGUGUUUUAGUGAGAGUGGGGGUAGCCAUUACAUUAGGGUACAUUUUAGCAGAUUUCCUUAUCAUAGUUUGGUCCUAUAAAUACAUAGGAGAUUUGUUCACUUUGGUUCACCACCUCAUGGCAAUAUCAGCAUAUUAUUUCGUUGUGGUCAAUGGGGUUUUGCCUUAUUUUGCUAAUGUCCGUCAACUUGCAGAGAUCUCCACACCAUUUGUGAAUCAGAGGUGGUUUUUUGAUGCUAUUGGUCAUCCCAGGUCAUCUAGCAGCUUCGUCAUCAAUGGUUAUGUGAUGGGGGCUUCCUUCUUCUUCUGCCGCAUACUAAUGAUGCCCAUUUACUAUUACAAGUGUUAUUUGGUUUGGGGAAGUGAUGAGCAACAGCAGCUGGGUGCACUUAUUAAUUUUUACUGGAUUUCUACUUGCAUUGUGCUGGACAUAAUAAACUUAUAUUGGUUCACCAAGAUAGUAAAGGGUGCAAUGAAGCUGACUCGAAAGCUUAAAGAUUGUAAAGACUGACAAUGAAAUACCUAAAAUUAAUGUGGCAAGAUUAGAUAUUUGUUAAAUCAGCUGAUCUUUUUUCAAUUUUUUUUUCAAUUUGUCUUUUUUUUUUUAGUUGCCACCCACCAAAACUGAUUUGUCUUUUCUGUUUUUGUUCUUUUACUUAAUACUUUCUGUGGAAAAAGGUGAAAUUGUUAAUAGUUUGACUGGUUAUCAUCAGUCAGUCCAAAUUUAGGAUGAGUGCUGCUUUUAAUUGGUAAGUAAGUAGGCUAAGAUUUUGGUCUAGACUGACCUUCUUGUAGACUAAAGAAUAUUUUAUGGAGACAAUGGGCACAAAAAUUCCAAAUAGCCCUAAUACUAAUUCUAACUUAUUUUAUGAUAUAAUAUUUUUUUUCGCUUCAGUGAAGUUUUUUAUGGACACUGAUUUUCUCUAACUUUUUUAGAAAUAAUAUUAAUUUUUUUUAUUAAUAGAAAUAUGAAUUUUAAGCUUUAAUUGAUAUGUGUGACAAAAAUAUUUAUAGCGUUUUUUUGGAAUUCCAGCGAAAAUAGUAAAUUAGAAGAUUUAUUCA
Messenger RNA from Stylophora pistillata, 1444 nucleotides. RefSeq names its product TLC domain-containing protein 4. NCBI's taxonomy places the organism in Eukaryota, Metazoa, Cnidaria, Anthozoa, Scleractinia, Pocilloporidae. Gene Ontology annotation, biological process: lipid homeostasis. Gene Ontology annotation, cellular component: membrane; endoplasmic reticulum. The record is from RefSeq and is a predicted model, not a curated record.